Messenger RNA from Anopheles cruzii, 1691 nucleotides. Its product is annotated as puromycin-sensitive aminopeptidase-like protein. The transcript is spliced from 5 exons. Gene Ontology annotation, cellular component: cytoplasm. The record is from RefSeq and is a predicted model, not a curated record. Gene Ontology annotation, biological process: peptide catabolic process; proteolysis. Gene Ontology annotation, molecular function: zinc ion binding; metalloaminopeptidase activity; peptide binding. The annotation marks the transcript as partial. Lineage: Eukaryota; Metazoa; Arthropoda; Insecta; Diptera; Culicidae.
AUGUUCUGUUUGAGGGUAUGGGCCGUGGCACUGCUCUGUGUGUUACUGCGUGCUCCACGAGUGGGUGCGAUCGGUCCACGGUCGGUCGAAAAUGGCCACUUGGGACUUGGGGUGCCAAAUGCUUCUGCUAAACUCGUCGAAGCAUCGUCGUACGUGCUGCCCAAUGUAUCGGCACCCGUGUCCUACGAACUGUUUGUCGAUUUGAGCGAUGAAAGUUUUCAAACGUACUCCGGAACGGUCGACAUUACGUUCCAACAAACUGCCACCGGAAAGUCCCUGGCACUCAACAGUGUGGGUUUGAUCGUAAACGAAACCACGCUACGGGUUACGCAAUCCACCGGAAAUGCCAUCCUGAUCGAGCGGUUCGAGAAUGUGCCCGAAUCUCAGAUGAUCGUCUUACACUGCUCCGAAUCGCUGGUGCCGGGUGAGGUUUACCGUGCGCAUCUGGAGUUUGCGGGAAGCAUCAACAUUGAUUUUUUCAAGGGCCUUUACAGAAGUAGCUACCGGACGGAAAAUGGCGUCAAGUACCUUGCCACAACGUUCUUUGCCGCUAUCUACGCACGAACGGCGUUUCCCUGCUAUGAUGAACCGGCUUACAAAGCAACAUUUGGCGUAAAAAUUCGACAUCAUGACAAACACACCGCUUUAUCGAACAUGCCGGCAAUCGACAGUGUUCCGUCCGGAGAAUUCGUGGACACGUCUUUCCAAACAACUCCGAUAAUGUCCACAUACUUGGUGGCGUUUGUUGUAUCGGAACUGAAAACGUUACCUACACAAGAUGGACUUUUCCGUGUGUUUGCUCCGGAAGGCCGAGAACACCUCACACAGUACGCUCAUGACUUUGCGUUUAGGGCGUUGCGCUACCUGGAGAACUUUUUCGGGCGUCAAAAUCAAAUGGCAAAGAUCGAUCUGGUGGCUAUACCCGAUUUCGCGAUGGGGGCCAUGGAAAACUGGGGCCUGAUAACGUUUCGAGAAGAUUAUCUGCUGCACGAGCAAGGCGUCAGCACGGCACGGAGUGAACAGUUCGUUGGCGCGAUAGUAACGCACGAGCUGGCUCAUAUGUGGUUCGGCAACGAGGUAACACCGGAGUGGUGGACAUACGUUUGGCUAAAUGAGGGGUUUGCACGCUACUUUGAGAACUACAUCACGUCACAGCUCGAGCCGUCCUGGAAUCUCUGGGACCAAUUCGUCGUUGUCAACGUGCACUCGGCCUUAUCGCUGGAUUGUCACAGCAACAACCGUGCAAUGAGCUACUACACUACGGAUCCGUCCGUACUGAACGAACUCUAUGACUAUGUAGUGUACGCUAAAAGUGCCUCCGUCAUACGCAUGAUUCAGAAUGUUAUCGGAAUCGGCUCGUUUCGGAUGGCUAUCAAUGAUUAUCUGCGAUCGCGCAGCUAUCUCACUACCGCCCCGCAGUACCUUUACACAAGCAUCGAAAAGUUCCGUACGGUUGAUCUACCAGCGAGUGUCGAAGAAAUCUUUGAAGGCUGGGCGAAUUCUCCAGGAUACCCGCUUGUAACGGUGACCAUCGAUUGGAGUGGACGCACGCUAAUGGCCACGCAGAAGAGAUUCUGGAUGCCUAUUGAGGAUGAAUCCCCACCACCGAACCAGCUGUUCUUUGUGCCCCUGAAUUACGCAUCCAACCUGGCGUCCUCCGAAGAUGUGGAAUCAACGGAUGCCAUAUUUUG